GAGGUGGCCGGAAGUCGGCUUUCGGUUGCGGAGGCGAAGGCGGCUCCAGCGUCAAGCCUGGGCUGAGGUUCUUGAUCUUCCACUAUGGGUGAGCCACAACAAGUGAGUGCCCUUCCACCACCUCCAAUGCAGUACAUCAAGGAAUAUACAGAUGAAAAUAUUCAGGAAGGCCUCGCUCCCAAGCCUCCACCUCCAAUAAAAGACAGCUAUAUGAUGUUUGGCAAUCAGUUCCAAUGUGAUGAUCUUAUCAUCCGCCCUUUAGAAAGCCAGGGCAUCGAACGGCUUCAUCCUAUGCAGUUUGAUCAUAAGAAAGAACUGAGAAAACUCAAUAUGUCAAUUCUUAUCAAUUUCUUAGACCUCUUAGAUAUCUUGAUAAGGAGCCCUGGGAGUAUAAAACGAGAAGAGAAACUAGAAGAUCUUAAGCUGCUUUUUGUACAUGUGCAUCAUCUCAUAAAUGAAUACCGACCGCACCAAGCAAGAGAGACAUUGAGAGUAAUGAUGGAGGUGCAGAAACGUCAACGCCUUGAAACAGCUGAGCGGUUUCAGAAGCAUCUGGAACGAGUCAUUGAGAUGAUUCAGAAUUGCUUGGCUUCUUUGCCUGAUGAUUUGCCCCAUUCUGAAGCAGGGAUGAGAGUAAAAACUGAACCAAUGGAUGCUGAUGAUAGCAACAAUUGUACUGGACAGAGUGAACAGCAAAGAGAAAAUUCAGGUCAUAGGAGAGACCAGAUAAUAGAGAAGGAUGCUGCCUUGUGUGUCCUAAUUGAUGAAAUGAAUGAAAGACCAUGAAGGAUGUUUCUUUUUCUUUUAUUUUUCAGUAAAUGGCAUAUAUGGUUAAUUUGCUUUGGAGAGUUUCAAAAGAGAUAUAACUAGAAGUCAUGUAAAUGACUUGACUCUAACUUUAUCAAUUAUGAGAUGUCACAGGCUGUAAUUUUACUUUAUGGCAAGUAUAGGCAAAUGAGGAUAUGCAUACGUUAAAAGUAAUCACCUUAAAAAGCAAAGUGCUGAAAUUGUGUGAAACAUCCUGGUUUUGGAGUUGCAGAAAACAUUAAAGAUAUCCUCAGUAAUAGCAAGCUUUCAUCUUUGAAAAGUAGGUUUGUUAUUUGAUUUAAGAAUGAUAGAUAAAUAAAGGAUAUCAAGCUGUUUAAAUGUGAAA
This is a messenger RNA of Canis lupus familiaris (dog), 1153 nucleotides long. It is a transcript of the gene MED7, whose product is annotated as mediator complex subunit 7. Lineage: Eukaryota; Metazoa; Chordata; Mammalia; Carnivora; Canidae. Gene Ontology annotation, molecular function: transcription coregulator activity. Gene Ontology annotation, cellular component: mediator complex. The record is from RefSeq and is marked validated. Gene Ontology annotation, biological process: regulation of transcription by RNA polymerase II.